Molecule: messenger RNA, 2722 nt
Organism: Brassica rapa (field mustard)
Lineage: Eukaryota; Viridiplantae; Streptophyta; Magnoliopsida; Brassicales; Brassicaceae
Product: agamous-like MADS-box protein AGL19
Biological process (GO): positive regulation of transcription by RNA polymerase II
Cellular component (GO): nucleus
Molecular function (GO): protein dimerization activity; DNA-binding transcription factor activity; RNA polymerase II transcription regulatory region sequence-specific DNA binding
Source: RefSeq, a predicted model, not a curated record
UGUAUUUGAAAUAGUUAUAUAAAUAUUUAAGUAUAUGAUUAACAUUAAAAAUAUAUACCAAUUAUGUUCUAAAACAAUAAUUUAUGUAUAGAAAAGUGAAAACAAACAUCCGUGCGGUUGCACGGGUCAAAAUAUAGUUUGAUAAUUAAAAAAAAUGAAUUAUUUACACAACUAAAUAAUUAUAUUUAUGUUUGUUUUUCACAACAAAGAUCCACAUAAUAUUCUACUCAACUAGCUAUAAUGCAUAAAAAAGAUUUUUGUCCAAGGGUCCUAUAGUUUUAAGCUGGCACUGAAUACACUAAUGCAUAUCUUUUGUAAUAACUACUGUAUCUUCACAUUUUUGGUAAAAACAUUAUUACUCUUGGUCAAAUCUAUCCAUUUGUACUUAAUAUGGUUAUAAAGAAUGAAUGUGUAUAUGAAAUGCUAUUCACUCAUCACAUCAGAAAAUAAUCAAAUACAAAAAGAAUGAUAACAAAUUUAAUAAAGGUAGUAUAGUUUAUUAAUCAAUUCUUGUGAGCUUCAACAGUUCAUUUCUUAAAAUAAUAAGAAAAAAAAAGAGGGAUCUAAAUAAAGUUUUAUCUAUAGAAAGCAUCAUUAAAUCAUCUAUCAUACAGAUAUCUCAAUUAUAUUGUGCAGAUAUCUAUUUAGGUAAGACCUUGUUUGAAACGAUUUGUAUACUAUGAAAGAACUAACAUUGUAAUAUCCCUAAACUGUUUAACAGCGAAAAGAAUUUAAGAUGUAUGAUUGUUUCAGUAACUUUUUGUCUUAAACAGUUACCCGUUUAGUUAUCAGAUUCUUUCUAUCUAUUUUUUUUUUCUUUCAAUUUCUGCGGAGAUCAGAAGGUCAGGUGCGUGUGCCAAUAAGCUAUUGAGCACAUCAUGUCCGAGAAGAGCUGGCAACCGACAGAGAUGCUGGUUGUCUACAGAUGAAUUGAUGAAGCCCACUUUGACGGACACCGGUUCUGAAAUCACCGAUACUUAAUAAUUUCAAGUUCAAGAGAUCAUCUGCAACUACACCAACAGUAUCAUUUACUAAUCAGUUAUCCCAUAAAAUAAUUCUGUCGUACAUACCAAAUAUAUUUAUUUAUGUGCGUCGUACGAGUUGUGUAAUUAUAGUUUAAUCACCCACUGAAUAGACAAUUUAAAUUCAAAAGAAGAAGUUUCAUAUCAUCAAAUGAGCCUUGUCGAUCCCAUUGGAACUUAUUCUUUCCCCUCCCAGAAUUAUUGCACUUAUUUUAUUGUUGAUAUAUUUUGGUCUUCUUCUUUGGAUUUUAAAGUUUUUACCAAAAGAAGAAAGAAAUAACGUAAUGCUACUAGUGAGCCAGGUGGACUAGGUUUAUAGACCACUGGUAGGCAAAAGAUAAAAAUUGUAGAAUUAAUUAAAAAAGGGCAUUAUCAACAACACAUAUCAAGCAUAAAGAAAAUAUAAUUUUGUGGUUCUCUCUCUCAUCAUAAAUCUAGGGUUUCUUAAGAAGUUCCCAGCAAUCUGUAUCACACCAUUUUCCCCAAAUCUAUUCUUUUCUAUCUCUCUCCACAAACACAUACAGAUAUAUAUACAAAUAGAGAACCACUCAUCAAUCCAAGAUCAUAGAACAUACAAAGAGGACGAUUUAGAUCUUAGGCUUUGAUAAGAAAGUGAAUAAUGGUGAGGGGAAAGACUGAGAUCAAGAGGAUAGAGAACGCAACGAGCAGGCAAGUGACUUUCUCCAAGAGAAGAAAUGGACUUUUAAAGAAAGCUUUCGAGUUAUCUGUCCUUUGUGAUGCUGAAGUUGGUUUGAUCAUCUUCUCUCCAAGAUCCAAACUCUAUGAGUUCUCUAGCUCUAGCAUAGCAAAAACAAUAGAACGAUAUCAGAAACGGGUCAAAGAAACUGGGAUUAACCACACAAGAGAGAAUAAUUCUCAGCAAGCAAGAGACGAAACAUAUGGUUUGACAAAAAAAAUUGAGCAGCUAGAGAUAUCUAAACGAAAAUUGCUUGGGAAAGGUAUUGAUGCAUGUUCUAUUGAGGAGCUGCAACAGUUAGAGAAUCAGUUGGAGCGAGGCUUGAGCAGGAUAAGAGCCAAGAAGUACCAAUUACUCCGUGAAGAAAUUGAGAAGCUGAAGGAAGAGGAGAGGAAUCUCAUUAAGGAAAAUAAAGAACUGAAGGAGAAGUGGCGCGGAAUGGGAGCAAUAGUAGUAGCAUCACCAUCAUCAACGUUAUCAUCAGCAGAAGUGAACACGGAUAGCGUUGACAAUAUGGAAGUGGAGACUGGUUUGUUCAUUGGACCUCCUGAACCAAGACAAUCCAAGAAACUCCCUCUUUAACGUUAAGCCAAGUUUAAAAAAAGAAGAAGUUAAGCCUCACAACUUCAAAAGAAUGUUAUUUAUGUUUUAUAUAUUUUCGUCCAAAAAGUUGAGGUGUCAAUAAGUUCUUAAACAUAGUGUAGUAUUUUGUUCUUAUUCAAUGGGUUGAGUUUCUAAAAUUUCUAUAAAAAACUGUUCUAUCCCUUUUGGGUGUAUUGGAAACUUAGAACAUAGAACAUAUUAGCUUGAAGUAUUUUGUUUAUAUGCAUUUUUAAUAAAUACUGUUUACAAUAUAUUAAAAAAACAAUCUUUUUUUUCUACGUAAUUAAGUAGAAAUCAUAAAAUUCAUAGGUAAUAUCGAAGAAAAAUCACUUUACUUUUCGUAGUGUUUACGAGAAUGGGACAUCUUGCACACUCUGAUUAAGGAUUAUACUGUCAAUUA